Lodderomyces pseudojiufengensis is the source of this 1443-nucleotide messenger RNA. RefSeq names its product protein kinase regulatory subunit. Gene Ontology annotation, biological process: autophagosome assembly; activation of protein kinase activity; piecemeal microautophagy of the nucleus. The record is from RefSeq and is a predicted model, not a curated record. Bases 1 to 1443 code for a protein of 480 amino acids. Gene Ontology annotation, cellular component: Atg1/ULK1 kinase complex; phagophore assembly site. NCBI's taxonomy places the organism in Eukaryota, Fungi, Ascomycota, Pichiomycetes, Serinales, Debaryomycetaceae. Gene Ontology annotation, molecular function: molecular adaptor activity; protein kinase activator activity. The transcript has a single exon.
AUGAUCAAUGAUAACGUGGGAGAUAUCAGUAUUACUCAAGUGAAUCAAUGGCUAACAGAGGCUCAACAAACUUUGGAGCAAGCUCAAAAGCUAUGCUCAAAUGCGCAAUCACUGUUGGAUAAGACUUUUCAUAAAUUAACAACUCAAUUACCUGAUGAAUUGCAUAUUGCCGAAAUGUUUUUUGUAUCUUAUCAAAAUCAACUUGAUGUUGUUAGUCAACAAGUGGAUCGCGUCAAAACUAUAUACAAAACCAAAGUUGGCAAAAUCACCAACGAUUUCGAGAAGCUUUUGGAUCCAAAUUUAAAGGCAUUAGAAAAGAUCAUGCAACAGUUAAAGAGUACUGAAGUACCAUCUGAUAUUUUGAUUGAGGAUGAAGGGAACGAUAAAAAUUUACUAGAUUUUAUUGCCACAGAGUCAACUGAUUUAAUCAAAAUAAAUAUCGAGAUUUAUAGAUCGAAUUACACCAAGUUACAAAAACUAUUGGAAACUCAGUUACAAGGUAACAUCAUUGAGACGCUAAAUCAAUUUCGCAAACAACAUCAAGUGAUUACAAAAGAAUUCGAUCAAUUAAACACAGUACAAGUCGAGCUUACAACUUCACAUGGAAAAAUUUUGGAGUCGAAUCAAAUAAUAGGAACCAUACUAAGAGAGAACCAGUCAUUAGAGAAUGAGUUAGUGUCAUUGUUGGAAAUGUUAACAAAUCAUUACGAUCAAUGUAGUAAAGCUGUUAAAUUGAUGUAUUCCAAGAAUGAGACGUUGAACGUCAAUCUACAUGUUCUUGAAACCGACGCUUUUGAAUUGGACGACGUUUUUAAAGAAUUGAGCUCAGUUUAUGACAUUAUAAUAACGAAUGAAUCCAAAUCUAGCAAAUUGUUUGAUCAAAAUUUGAAUGUAAUCAAAAGAAGUUUGGAGCUCAUGAAACAAGAAUUGGAAAAGUUCAGAACGUUUAAGACCAAAGCCAUACCGGAAUAUUUAAGGUUGCUUGAUAUAUGUCUUGAAAUUUUAAACAAAUGCUCAAUAUCAGAUGCAGAAUUGGCGGAUUUGUCACCAUGCGAGAUAUAUGCUGAGACCGUCAAACAAAUACUAUUUCAUUAUACUCAAUUCUUGGAUAUCUACAAAACUAAGUACUUGACGGAACUACACCAUGAACAAUAUUUGUAUCCUAAAAAAUACUUGAAAAAGAUCAAUAAUUUUUUGAAUGAAGAACUAUAUAGAUUACAGUUGGAAGAGUUAAAUCAUAGAAAAUCAUGGGUUACAAAGUAUGGUGAGUUUAUUCCCAAGGAAUUUAAGUUACCUGGAGAGCAAGAGAUACCUUUUGUUGUGCAGGUUGUAACGCAAGGUUUAGAACACGUUCAACCAGAUGCUAAUGGAGCUGGAGAAUUUAAUGAAGGGGAGGAAAAGAAUUUGCUUGAUUUAAUGAAAAGGAUAAGGAUACAGAAGUAA